Lates calcarifer (barramundi perch) is the source of this 589-nucleotide messenger RNA. RefSeq names its product lymphocyte antigen 97, tandem duplicate 3 (gene ly97.3). NCBI's taxonomy places the organism in Eukaryota, Metazoa, Chordata, Actinopteri, Centropomidae. The coding region runs from base 120 to 398 and encodes 92 amino acids. The transcript has 4 exons. The record is from RefSeq and is a predicted model, not a curated record.
UACCAUGACAGGACAAAGUAUGAGCAGGUAUAAAAACAGCUCAAGUCGAUGAAUACAUCUCAGUCGCUGACAGAAACCGAGACAAACAAAUCAGCCAGGCUGCAUUACUGAACAGAACAAUGAAGUUAUUGGCCUUGGCUUUAUCCAUCGCCCUGCUGUUUACAGCUGGUGAAGCCCUGAACUGUCACCACUGUGUCUCCAGAACGGCCGGUGGAGACUGUGAGCUCUCUGUAGAGACUUGUAGAACAGGGAAGGAUGCCUGUGCUGCUGCCAAGUUCCUCAGAGAACCAUAUGGCCAGUACCAGAAAUGCAUGGCCAUGUCAGACUGCGAAAUGCUGAAACGUAAUGCCUACAUCGAUAUGAAGUGUUGUAGCGAUGACAUGUGCAACACCUUUUAAAAUGUGGUAUAAAAAUAAGAGAACAAUGUAUUGGGAGUAUGUUUGAGCAAGGAAUACGUCCCUCAGCAACUGCAGACUGCAGCUGCUGCAUCUUCCAGAAGCACAUGUAUGAAUUCAGAACAGCUAGUUAAAAAAGAAGGGAAAAAAAACACUAAACCCCACUGAUCCCAAAUAAAGGAAUUUGAAAAAGA